Messenger RNA from Geodia barretti, 1374 nucleotides. Lineage: Eukaryota; Metazoa; Porifera; Demospongiae; Tetractinellida; Geodiidae. The record is from the annotation of a GenBank genome assembly.
GAGCAAGCAAUAAAGAAGGUGUCUGAUCAGCUUGUAUGUUCAGUGUGCCAGGAAGAAUAUUCAAGGCCCAGAGUAUUGCCAUGUCUUCAUGUAUUUUGUGAAAGUUGUCUUGAGAAGCUCGUUGAUAUGCGAAGCAUUCUGUGUCCAAACUGUCGUCGUUCAGCUUCUCUUCUUGGCAGCAGUGUUUCUAGUUUUCCACGUGCAUUUUAUAUCCAGCAUCUCUUUGAAAUAAGGGAGGCACUUGAGAUGGCACAAAACCGUAAGAAGGCAUCAUGCAGUAAGUGUGGGGAGGGAGAAGUGCAGGCUUUCUGCGCAGAUUGUGGCCAAUUUAUUUGCAGUUUUUGUCACGAUAUGCACCUAAAGUGGAAAGAAUUGCAGGGCCACCAAAUCUCCAGCCUUUUUGAAGUUCAGGAAAUGGCCUCAAAAAUGGUGACUCCGAGAAAGGUGACAGUGUUUUGCACCAAGCAUUCAACAGAGCCAAUCAAACUUUUCUGUGAAACCUGCGAAGAAGUAAUUUGCCGAGAUUGCACGGUAAAAGCCCAUCGCUACCACGAGUACGAUCUCAUCCCAGAAGUGUUUUCCAAGUAUAGAAAUGGCAUUGUUUCCAGUCUAACCCCUUUGAAAGCUGAGUUAACUUGCUUACUUGAACAGAAGAAUGAUGCGAAUAUCUCCUUGACAGCAUUGGAAGAGGUUCACGAAGACUUUAGAAAAGAAACAGACGAUGACUUUGAUAAACUAAGGGCUGAAAUGGAGGAUAUUUUCAAAGAAUCUCUAGCUAAAAUAGAAGCCAGUAGGCAAGAAUGUCAUUCACUAAGAGAUCAAGUUGUAAACAAGCGAAGACGUUUUCUCCAGGAUAAAGUUGAUGGUUAUAAUUUGAGGGAGGCCGAAGUGAGCAGUUGCUUGGAAUUUAUUGAAGGAAGUAUGAGUAGCAGUACAGAAGUGGAGGUUCUCUCAAUGAAAAAGCAGUUUCAAAAGCGUGUGGAGGAGGUGUGUAGUGAGUACAAGCCCCCAUCGGAAGAUCUACCGAGUAUCCUUGUAGAGAAUUCCCAGCAAAGUCGUAAUAAAGCAAACCUUCCAGGGUUUUGUGGAAUCUAUGUACUUUCCAUAAGAAAGUUAAAUUAUCCCUGCCAAAUUACCUGUGCUGCUACAGGAGGCUUGCUGCUGUUGCAGUCGGACCAGAUGGCUGCGCGUACCUCAUUGAACAAAGCUCAAGUAGGCUGUCCGUUUUCAGCGAAAAUGGAGAGUACAUCAAAUCCUUCACUAUCGAUUUCAAUAGUAAAGCCAUACUUCAUGGACGCUCUGUACUGAGUAUUGCCAUUAAUUCGGAUGGCUACAUGCAUAUUAGCGAUCAUAGUAAUGUUUAUGUGUUUAGGU